GGGAGAGAAGUUGAGGGCGGAGGGAGAAAUUGGAAGGCCCAAUGAGGCCCAUCGGCGUGAAGUCUUGAGUAAAGAAAAAAAAACAGAAGACACGAAGGAAGAUAUAAUUGAAGUUCCGGAGGGAAGGGAGGAGGAGCAAACCGCAAAGUGUUGAGUAGGGGAAAAGCAAGGAAGAAAGAUGAGCAGCAUCGGAACAGGCUACGACCUCUCGGUUACCACUUUCUCUCCCGAUGGCCGUGUUUUCCAGAUCGAGUAUGCUGCCAAAGCCGUCGACAACAGUGGAACUGUAAUUGGAAUAAAAUGCAAAGAUGGGAUCGUGAUGGGGGUGGAGAAGCUGAUAGCAUCAAAAAUGAUGUUAACUGGUUCUAAUCGUAGAAUCCACUCUGUUCAUCGUCAUUCUGGCAUGGCAGUGGCUGGAUUAGCAGCUGAUGGCAGGCAAAUUGUGGCACGUGCUAAAUCUGAAGCUACUAAUUAUGAAAGUGUGUACGGUGAGCCCAUUCCUGUCAAAGAACUUGCUGAACGCAUCGCAAGUUAUGUACAUUUAUGUACCCUCUACUGGUGGCUCAGGCCCUUUGGGUGUGGGGUAAUACUCGGAGGUUAUGAUAGAGAUGGACCCCAAUUAUAUAUGGUUGAACCAUCUGGCAUCUCCUAUAGAUACUUUGGUGCUGCAAUGGGGAAGGGAAAACAAGCUGCCAAAACAGAAAUUGAAAAGUUGAAGCUGUCAGAAAUGACUUGCAGGGAUGGGGUUAUUGAAGUAGCCAAAAUCAUCUACAAGGUACAUGAUGAAGCAAAGGACAAGGCCUUUGAACUUGAGAUGAGUUGGGUCUGUGAUGAGUCAAAGCAACAACAUCAAAAGGUUCCUGAUGACCUUUUAGAGGAAGCCAAGGUUGCAGCUAGGGCUGCGUUGGAAGAAAUGGAUGCUGAUUAAUAAUUAUGGGUGACAGAGUCAUCUUAUGUUUGGAGUCAUUGCUGAUUAAAAAAGGUCUUUCUAUGAUCAUAUCAGAUAAGAUCAGCAGAGUUUUGUAUGGGACCAUGGAUUCUGUAAACCAUGAAUUUUCUGUUGUCUUUUAACUGUAUCUUUUUAGGCAUCCUUAAGACAUCAACAUAGACUAAGCCUGCAUUUUGAUUUAACUGGAGCUGCAUUUACCGUGGCAAAUUGUGCCAAUUGUACCGUAUAAUGCAAAAAUAUGCAUUUGGCUUA
Molecule: messenger RNA, 1201 nt
Organism: Durio zibethinus
Lineage: Eukaryota; Viridiplantae; Streptophyta; Magnoliopsida; Malvales; Malvaceae
Product: proteasome subunit alpha type-3-like
Biological process (GO): ubiquitin-dependent protein catabolic process
Cellular component (GO): proteasome core complex; proteasome core complex, alpha-subunit complex
Source: RefSeq, a predicted model, not a curated record